This is a messenger RNA of Quercus lobata, 2538 nucleotides long. RefSeq names its product nucleolar complex protein 2 homolog. The transcript has 12 exons. The record is from RefSeq and is a predicted model, not a curated record. Gene Ontology annotation, biological process: ribosomal large subunit biogenesis. The coding region runs from base 235 to 2445 and encodes 736 amino acids. NCBI's taxonomy places the organism in Eukaryota, Viridiplantae, Streptophyta, Magnoliopsida, Fagales, Fagaceae. Gene Ontology annotation, cellular component: nucleolus; nucleoplasm; Noc2p-Noc3p complex.
AAAAAACCUUAACGGACUAAAACCCUCCCUAAUUCUCAGUUUUUUUCAGCCGUAAGGUCCCUCCGCCUUCAUAUCUCUCUCUCCCUCCGAUCCCUAUAGAGGGAAAGAGCUGCCCGGUGAUCCCUAGCUUGCAGCACGUCUGGUCGUUAACUCCUCGCGUGGCUGCCGCCGUUUCUAGGACCGACCCACCCACGCCUCACCCGCACAGAAUAACUCCUUUAUCCAUCGUUAACUAUGGGGGCAAAAGGCAGAGUGAAGAGUUUGGAUAAUGAAAUGAGUGAUGAAGAGGAGAAAGAAGAAACCAAAAGCAACAAGACCUCCAAAUCUCAGAGUCAAGCCAAAGAGCAUAAGAGUCAACUAGAAAGACUUAAGGACAAGGACCCAGAAUUCUAUGAGUUUUUGAAAGAGCACGACGAGGAGCUUCUACAAUUUAAUGAUGAGGAUAUUGAUGAAGAUGUCACUACUGAUGUGGAAGAUGCUGCUACUGAUGUGGAAGAUGCAGAUUUACAAGGUGUUGAUGAAAUUGGCAGGCAUCGUGUUGCAGAGAAAAAAGAGAAACCAUCAAAAAAUGUUAUAACUACUGCAAUGGUUGAUUCGUGGUGUAAUUCAGUACAAGAAAAAGGAAACAUUAGUGCAGUUCGUUCACUUACGAAAGCAUUCAGGACUGCUUGCCACUAUGGUGAUGAUGGCGGGGAUGAUUCUUCAACAAAGUUCAGUAUUAUGUCAAGUAGUGUGUUUAAUAAAAUAAUGUUGUUUGUUUUAAGUGAAAUGGAUGCAAUACUACGAAAAUUGUUGAAGCUCCCUAGUUCUGGUGGAAAGAAAGAGACCAUAAUGGAUCUCAUGAACACAAAACACUGGAAGAACUACAACCACUUAGUGAAGUCAUAUCUUGGAAAUGCCCUACAUGUUUUGAACCAAAUGACUGAUACGGAAAUGAUAUCAUUUACUUUACGGCGGCUCAAAUAUUCUUCCAUAUUUUUGGCUGCUUUUCCAAGUCUCUUAAGGAAGUACAUUAAGGUUGCACUUCACUUUUGGGCUACCGGUGGUGGUGCCCUACCAGUUGUCUCAUUUUUAUUUUUAAGAGAUUUAUGCAUCCGGCUAGGAUCUGAUUGCUUAGAUGAAUGCUUUAGAGGGAUAUAUAAAGCCUAUGUAUUGAACUGCCAGUUUAUAAAUGCAGUGAAAUUACAACAUCUCCAGUUUCUUGGAAAUUGUGUCAUCGAACUUUUUGGUGUGGAUGUUCCUACUGCAUAUCAACAUGCCUUUGUUUUCAUUCGGCAAUUGGCAAUGAUUUUACGGGAUGCACUUAAUACAAAAACUAAGGAGGCAUUCCGGAAGGUGUAUGAGUGGAAGUUCAUUAACUGCCUUGAACUUUGGACUGGAGCUAUAUGCGCCUACAGCUCAGAAGCUGACUUUAGUCCCCUUGCUUAUCCUCUGACCCAAAUAAUUUCUGGGGUAGCACGUCUGGUUCCAACUGCGAGAUACUUUCCCCUUAGAUUGAGGUGCGUUAAAAUGCUUAACCGAAUUGCUACUGCUACCGGUACAUUCAUACCUGUUUCUAUGCUCCUUUUGGACAUGCUGGAAAUGAAAGAACUAAAUAGGCACCCCACUGGAGGUGUUGGCAAAGCUGUUGAUUUGCGUACUAUACUCAAGGUAAGCAAGCCAACCCUGAAGACACGGGCAUUUCAGGAGGCAUGUGUAUUUUCUGUGGCUGUGGAGCUAGCUGAACAUUUAGCUCAAUGGAGCUAUUCUGUUGCAUUCUUUGAACUGUCUUUUAUCCCACUAGUCCGGUUGCGUAGCUUUUGUAAAUCUACCAAAGUUGAGCGGUUCAGGAAAGAAAUGAGGCAGCUUAUCAAUCAGAUUGAGGCUAGUUCUGAGUUUACAAAUGAAAGGCGCAUGUCUAUUUCUUUUCUCCCGAAUGAUCCUGCAGCAAUGUCUUUUCUUGAGGAUGAAAAGAAGUCAGAGGCUAGCCCUUUGUCACAGUAUGUCUUAACUCUACGCCAAAGAGCACAGCAAAGAAACGAUAUGUUGACAGAAUCCAGUGUUCUUGUUGGCGAGCACUCAUCUGUCUUCGGGAAAAAAAUAUCAGAAAGUGAUGAAGAGGAUGAUGCCUGGAAUGAGGAAGGUGCUUCUGUCUUUAAUUCUUCCUGGUUACCAGGAGGUGAUUCCAAGACCAAGAAGCCUAAAGAAAUCAAGCAGAAGAAAAAGAAGAGAAAGAUGGAAGAGCACAACACGGUAGCUGUGGAUGAAGAUGUUGUAGAAGAGUUGGUACUCAGUUCUGAUGAAGAAGAGUCUGCUAGUGAUACCCUCUCUGCUGGGGAGGAUGACAAUGAGAAGCUAGUGCCUCCAAGGCAUCAAUGCAAGAAGCAGAAACUGCCUACAAAUAUAUCAAAGACAAAAGUAAAAUCUCGUGCAAAGAAGUCAAAGAAGAGGAAGAGGGCUAAUUGACAUGAUAUGAUACUCAACAAUUUGCAUGUCUAAUUUGUUUCAUUGAUUUACUUCAAGUAUACGUGAGAAAUGGUAUUUGUCUUGGGCUAAUUA